Molecule: messenger RNA, 1566 nt
Organism: Varanus komodoensis (Komodo dragon)
Lineage: Eukaryota; Metazoa; Chordata; Lepidosauria; Squamata; Varanidae
Gene: TBX1
Product: T-box transcription factor 1
Exons: 8
Coding region: 1-1566 (521 amino acids)
Biological process (GO): positive regulation of DNA-templated transcription; cell fate specification; regulation of transcription by RNA polymerase II
Cellular component (GO): nucleus
Molecular function (GO): DNA-binding transcription factor activity, RNA polymerase II-specific; RNA polymerase II cis-regulatory region sequence-specific DNA binding
Source: RefSeq, a predicted model, not a curated record
AUGAUCUCAGCCAUCUCCAGCCCGUGGCUGACGCAGCUCUCCCACUUCUGCGACGUCGCCGCGUUCACGGCCAACAGCCUGAGCAGCCUCAACGCCUCGGCGGCGGCGGCGGCGGCGGCGGGCGGCUACCACCACCUCUCCCCGUCGCCGGGGGACCCGUACGGCCAGCAUGAGCCGCCGCACUACGAGCCCUGCUCGGCGCAGCAGCAGCAGCAGCAGCAGAGCCACCCGCCGCCGCCGCCGCCGCACCACCACGGGGGCCAGCCGCCGCCGCCGCCGCUGCACGGCUACCGCUUCGCGGGGGGCGCCGGUUCCAACCCCGCGCCGCCGCCGCCGCCGCCGCCGGCUGGCCCCGACGGCCCCGAGGGCGGCGGCGGCGGCGGCGGCUCGGCACCGUCCUCGGCCAAGGCGCCCGUGAAGAAGAACGCCAAGGUGGCCAACGUCAGCGUGCAGCUGGAGAUGAAGGCGCUCUGGGACGAGUUCAACCAGCUGGGCACCGAGAUGAUCGUCACCAAAGCCGGCAGGCGAAUGUUCCCCACCUUCCAGGUGAAAAUUUUUGGAAUGGACCCCAUGGCUGACUACAUGCUCCUGAUGGAUUUUGUCCCAGUGGAUGACAAGCGAUACCGAUACGCGUUUCACAGUUCUUCUUGGCUGGUGGCUGGCAAAGCGGACCCUGCAACACCCGGGAGAGUUCAUUAUCACCCCGAUUCCCCAGCCAGGGGAGCACAGUGGAUGAAACAGAUUGUCUCCUUUGACAAACUGAAGCUAACUAACAAUUUGCUGGAUGACAACGGACAUAUCAUUUUGAACUCCAUGCACAGAUACCAGCCUCGAUUCCACGUGGUGUACGUGGACCCGCGGAAGGACAGCGAGAAGUAUGCGGAAGAGAACUUCAAGACCUUCGUCUUCGAGGAGACCCGCUUCACGGCAGUUACGGCCUAUCAGAACCAUCGGAUAACGCAGCUAAAGAUCGCCAGCAACCCUUUCGCUAAAGGAUUCCGGGACUGCGACCCAGAAGACUGGCCCAGGAAUCACCGACCUGGGGCCCUGCCUCUCAUGAGUGCUUUUGCCAGAUCCAGAAAUCCGGUGUCUUCCCCAGUGCAUCAGAAUGGAACUGAAAAAGAAGCAGUGGAGAGCCGCCGGGAGUACGAGCGGGAAGCAGCCAGUGGGACGCCGCUCCACGCCGAUCCUGCUCACCAGCAGCUCAUGUCGAGGGUGCUGAGCCCCGCGCUGCCCGUGCCCGGCGGAGGGGGCCUGGUUCCGCUCUCCAGUCCCGCCGGAAGCCGGCCGAGCCCCCCACAUCACGAACUGCGGCUGGAGCCCUCUGCUUCGGAGCCCCUCCACCACCACCCCUAUAAGCACCCAGUCUCGGCCUACGACCAUUAUCUGGGAGCAAAGAGCCGACCGGCGCCUUAUCCUUUGCCCAGCAUCCGGGGACACAGCUAUCACCACCACCACCACCACAUGAAUCCAGCGGCGGCGGCAGCCGCUGCUGCGGCUGCUGCCGCGGCUAACAUGUAUUCCUCCGCAGGAGCUCCCAGUAGCUAUGACUAUGGACCAAGAUAA